UAUUUAGUACUUUAAACUGUUUUAAAUCUUAAAAAUCGAAAAAAAAGCUAUAUUUAGGUUGAACUUACUGCGCCCUACUUGGGCAUUGCACCAGACUUCGAACUGCCAACGACUGAAUUAAAAACCCGGUCAUUUGUAUUUUUAACGAAAAAUAUAUUUUAAACAAUUUUAGACUUUUAUAAAUACAGAUCAACAAAUAUUGAAGGUUAGGACCUGAAUCCGCUUCUUCACAAGCGUUGCCAUGACUACCGUCUGUGAAAACAGAACUUUUUUAUACUUCACUCAGACAUAACCCAACUUUUCCACAGGCAAAAUAGUAAAAUCUCCUGUUUUUUGCAUGUUUUGCUGAAUUCAAGUGUAUUUAAUUAGCCAGUGUAUGUUUUAGUGACGAGUGCUGAAUAUUAGGUUUCCGUGCUUCAGAACUCCCAUUAUUUUGGAUCUAUCACUAAUGGGCUGGUGCCUCAUAGCAGAGCUUUAACGGAGAAGAAACGGACUGUUCUGGCUUCUUUCAACAUUCGAGUGACAAUGAGCCGUUUAGUUUUACUAGUGCUAACUUUAUGGGCGAAGCAAGUCUUAAGUUAUACCCCAAUGCUUCCGAUGGAUUUUUCAGAAAUCAAUCUACCCUCAGAGCACCUACAGUAUUAUUUCAGUGCGUUUCCAAGUGCUGCACAACAGUGCCACAUAGACGAUAAAUGUCCGUAUAAAAUGGCAUUAAAUGCGCAAAAGUACUGGGGCUAUACGAACAAUUCUGGACGCUAUUCUACUCCAGAGUGCACCGGUUGGGGCCAAGAGAAACGCGAUAACGCCGAACAAUUCUACCGUGAAGGAGAUUUCGGAUUUAUAAAGCAGCAACUAGCAGAGUUAACGCAAUUGUGCUCUCCCUUUACGGAAACUGGGGGCAGUAGUCUGCACUGUACUGAUCACUUGCGAUACUGUACAGGAUCAGAACUAAUGUUAAACUUCACUAAAUUGUCCUCCGUCGAGGAGCCUUUCAGAUACAACAUGAGUGUGCUAAGUGAUAGUGGCAUUGGCGGUUAUUGUGAGCCUCUGAGAGACGAAUUUUUGGAGCGAUCAGAUCAUGUUAGUGCUUUACAAAGCUGGGGCCCGGAACUCAGGUAUUUUACUCAACUGACGAAAACUCCUCGCGAACUGUGUGACAUCGUUAUCACCAAACCCACCUACCUCAUGAAGAUUGAUGCAACUUUCAACAUGUACCACCACUUUUGCGAUUUUUUCAAUCUCUAUGCGUCACAGCACAUGAACCAGCACCUUGGCCAUAACGCUUUUUCCACCGAUGUUCACAUGCUGAUCUGGGAAACUUUCGACUACAGGUCCCCAUUCAGAGACACAUGGGAGGCCUUUACCGAUUACCCAUUGUGGGACCUGAAAACCUUUCGAGGAAGAACCGUUUGCUUCGAGAAUGUGAUUUUACCUCUACUGCCCCGCAUGGUUUUUGGCCUGUAUUACAACACGCCUUUGACCAGGGGAUGUCGGAACAGUGGGCUGUUUCAUGCGUUUUCCAAGCACAUUUUGCACCGGUUGAAAGUGCCGGUUUACCCGAGACUUCCCAGGAAAAUUAGAGUGACUCUGUUGUGUCGCGACACUAAGUACAGGCGCAUUCUCAAUGAAGAUGAGCUUUUUGAGGCCAUCAAUGAGAAUGAGGCGUAUCAGGCCACAAGGGUGGUUUUCAACGCAAAUAUUCCCUUCAAGCAACAGUUGGAAAUCAGCGCCAACACUGAUGUGCUUGUGGGCAUUCAUGGGGCUGGCCUGACUCAUCUGUUGUUCCUUCCAGAUUGGGCCACUGUUUUUGAACUCUACAACUGUGAAGAUCACAACUGUUACUCAGACUUGGCGCGUCUUCGGGGCGUAAACUACAUCACGUGGAGGGACAAACUGAUGCUGUUCCCUGAUAGAGAGAUAGGUAAUUCGGGUGAAGCGGAUGCCAAGUUUAAAAAUUACGCGUUUGACGUGGGAGUGUUCAAGGGUCUUUUGAAAGAAGCUGCAGGCCUGGUCAUGAAUCAUACGAAGUUUAUAGCUGCCGGCAGGAAAUUUGAGCAUGAGGAACUUUAACGUGCCUUAGACCAACUAACUCCAUUAAGCCCAUAGUGAUAUUCAGAGCAGAUCAGUUUGCUCAUAGUUUUAAGCGAAAUAAUACGGUAUUAAUCAGUGGCUGUGCUCUGCUCUGCCUGUGACUGAAUCUCCCAGAAAUCAAGUCUGAAUCAGGUAAGAACGUUACAUUUUUUUCGAUAGAUCAAAGGGUUGAUCGCAUCAAUUCUUCGCUCGUCCGGGUAUAGUUUGCAAAUAACGCACGUGUUUAAUGCGUCAUGCCCUCAAGAAGUUUCAUAUUUUGCAAUUUUUGCUAAUUUUUUUACGCAAAUUCCGUCUUUCCAGUAUAUUUUUGGAUAACGGAUGAUCUGAAGUAGUCCUUUGGCUAACAAUUGGAAAUAUUAAUCGGACGAAAUCAAUUAGAAUGUUUAAAAAACCAGAUAUUUUCAUAUGUAUGUCGUUUGGGUAACACUGAGUCGUUUAAAUGUGUGUUACAGCGAUACGCGCCUCAUUGUGCCCCUUAUUGUAACGCAUCUUAAACAUAACAGGAUCAGCAUUUUUAUACAGUUUUUGUUUGGAAGAUGCCGAAAAAUCGUACAAAACCCGACGAUCAAGCUGCAAAAAUUCGUCCUGAGCUGAGUAACACUCCUCUAGUGUUACUUGAUCAACUCAAUCGCCCACGAACAUAGUUUUGGUCCUUCGAGCCGGAUCACCGGAUUUUGCGGUUAAGCGUGACCGAUGGAGCAAAGCCACUUCUAUGGAUGAGCAAAGUUUUGACUUUGUGCUUUCAUCAUCAGGGCCGCGAUGAGAAUUUUUCAAAUUGCACUCGCUCUUGGAGGCAAGAGUCGAAUCUAACUGACUUUCAAAAACAAAUUCCUCCAACACCGAGAAAGAUGGAAACUUGCGAUUGAAUGUGGGGAACAGAGAGAAGAUAGUUCUAUGAAUGUGGGACGUUUCGUUUGUCUGUCAUCAUCAGGAUCGGAGUGGGAAUUUUUCAAAGUUGAGUCACUCGUGGAGGCAACCGAUUUUCAAAAAUUCAUUGCGUAAAACCCAACAAAGCCCGAAAUUUGCGGUUAAGCGUGUCAGAUGGAGCGAAGCCCCUUCUAUGGAUGAGCAAAGUUUUGAUUUUGUGUUUUCAUCAUCAGGGCCGCGAUGAGAAUUUUUCAAAUUGCACUCGCUCUUGGAGGCAACAGUCGAUUCUAACUAACUUCUAAAAACAAACUGCUCCAAAACCGAGAAAGACGGAAACUUGCGAUUGAAUGUGGGGAACAGAGAGAAGACAGUUCUAUGGACGCGGGACGUUUCGUUUGUCUGCCAUCAUCAGGAUCUUAAUGGGAAUUUUUCAACGUUGGGUCACUCAUGGAGGCAACAGCUGGUGCAAACCGAUUUUCAAAAAUUCAUUGCGUAAAACCCAACAAAGCCAGACAUUUGCUGUUCAGCGUGUCAGAAGGAGCAAAGUCCCUUCUAUGGAUGAGCAAAGUUUUGAUUUUGUGUUUUCAUCCUCAGGAUCGCGAUGAGAAUUUUUCAAAUUGCACUCGCUCUUGGAGGCAACAGUCGAUUCUAACUGCCUUGUAAAAACAAACUGCUUCAAAAACGAGAAAGAUGGAAACUUGCGAUUGAUUGUGGGGAACAGAGAAAAGACAGUUCUAUAGACGCGGAACGUUUCGUUUGUCUGCCAUCAUCAGGCUCUUAAUGGGAAUUUUUCAAAGUUGAGUCACACAUGCAGGCAAAAGCUGGUGCAAACCGAUUUUCAAAAAUUCAUUGCGCAAAACCCAACAAAGUCAGACAUUUGCGGUUCAGCGUGUCAGAAGGAGCAACGUCCCUUCUAUGGAUGAGCAAAGUUUCGAUUUUGUGUUUCAUCAUCAGGACCUAAAGAAGAACCACCCUUGUAGGGAAAACACUGUAUAACUUUACGACAAAUUUUAUUCAACAAUAUUUUAGAACUGAAUUGAAUGAGCUCCUUUCAAAUUUAAUAACUUAGAAUUAAUUCAAGUCUAUUAUUACAUAAUUCUUUAUUUAUUA
Messenger RNA from Dendroctonus ponderosae (mountain pine beetle), 4068 nucleotides. RefSeq names its product EGF domain-specific O-linked N-acetylglucosamine transferase (gene Eogt). Gene Ontology annotation, cellular component: endoplasmic reticulum lumen. NCBI's taxonomy places the organism in Eukaryota, Metazoa, Arthropoda, Insecta, Coleoptera, Curculionidae. Gene Ontology annotation, molecular function: protein N-acetylglucosaminyltransferase activity. The record is from RefSeq and is a predicted model, not a curated record. The transcript has 5 exons. Bases 526 to 2070 code for a protein of 514 amino acids.